CCUCUUCCAAUCGUGAUCUAUCUAUCACAACAAUUUCUCAAGGAUGGCCGUCUGCGUGAAUGUGUUCCACAAGUGCCUUCGAUUACCUUCUACUUUGCUCAAACUACGACCUGUUGUUCACAAACUCAAUGCAACUCAAAUUACUCGUACAUUUUGUUCCACGAAUGCACUAGCAGCAAGAAAAUAUACAGAACAGCAUGAAUGGAUCGAUGUCCAAGGUAAAAUUGGAACCGUCGGAGUGACCGACUACGCACAAGGUGCUCUUGGAGAUGUUGUAUUUGCUCAACUUCCUGAACCUGACUCGGAGCUCAAUCAAAUGGAUGACUGUGGAGCUUUGGAAAGUGUCAAAGCUGCCAGUGAACUCUACAGCCCAGUCAGUGGAACCGUCGUAGAAAAGAACAAGGAUGUUGAAGAGACUCCAGCAUUGAUCAACCAGUCUCCAUACGAGCAAGGAUGGCUAUUCAAAAUCCAGCUCAGCAAACCAGAGGAGCUUGACGCCUUGCUAGACGAAGCAGGCUAUGAAAACCAUUUGAAAAACACAGGCCAUUAAAUGUUGGUAUUUUGGUUGUUUUGCAAUUGAAGUUUUGUAGAAUUGUAUCAAGUAGACAGCAAUUGAAUAAGAUAUUAUCUUUGGCCUUUGGGGCUGCAUGCCAGCAGAUAUUCCAAAAUAUAUGCCCCUAUACAUAAAA
Daphnia pulicaria is the source of this 689-nucleotide messenger RNA. RefSeq names its product glycine cleavage system H protein-like (gene ppl). The transcript is spliced from 3 exons. Gene Ontology annotation, biological process: glycine decarboxylation via glycine cleavage system; protein lipoylation. Gene Ontology annotation, cellular component: cytoplasm; mitochondrion; glycine cleavage complex. NCBI's taxonomy places the organism in Eukaryota, Metazoa, Arthropoda, Branchiopoda, Diplostraca, Daphniidae. The record is from RefSeq and is a predicted model, not a curated record. The coding region runs from base 44 to 550 and encodes 168 amino acids.